Messenger RNA from Gaeumannomyces tritici R3-111a-1, 1914 nucleotides. RefSeq lists its product as hypothetical. NCBI's taxonomy places the organism in Eukaryota, Fungi, Ascomycota, Sordariomycetes, Magnaporthales, Magnaporthaceae. The record is from RefSeq and is a predicted model, not a curated record. The transcript has a single exon. Bases 146 to 1813 code for a protein of 555 amino acids. Gene Ontology annotation, molecular function: oxidoreductase activity; FMN binding.
GUUUGACGGGAAACUGAACUGACAGUUCCAGCGAAUAAAUGAUAAAUGCCACCAAGCUAAGUGCACCUACUAUCGCACUUUACUACAACGCUUUACUACCCUCAUCGCCUCGACCACUACUCUAGGAGCUCCCAAGAGGCAAGCCAUGCCAAGCAGGCGCCUCAUCGCCAGAGCAGUGACAGCAAUCCUCACCUUCAUCGUCUUGCCCUUUGCCGCCGUCCACUACUACCACCAGACAUACGCCCCCCAGACAGGCAUGAUGAGCGCCGUCCCCAAGCCCGCCGCCCAGCACCAGAUCGUCGUGGUCGGCGCGGGGCUGGCCGGCCUGGCUGCCGCCCACGCCGCGCUGACGGCGAGCCCGACGGCGUCGGUGCUGCUGCUCGAGCGCGCCGCCAAGCCAGGCGGCAACAGCAUUAAGGCCUCGAGCGGCAUCAACGGCGUGCCCACGCGCUUCCAGAAGCCUGGCCUGGACUCGGCCGACCGCUUCCGCGACGACACGACCCGCUCCGCCGGCGCCCGCCUCCUCGCCUCCUCGGCCACCACCGCCGAGGCCGGUCUCGCCCGCCCCGCCCGCGAGGCCCUGAUCGCCCGCCUGGCCGACCGGUCCGCCGACGCCGUGCACUGGCUGCACGACACGGUCGGCGUCGACCUGUCCGUCGUCGCGCAGCUAGGCGGCCACUCGGCCGCUCGCACCCACCGCGGCGCCGGCAAAACACCGCCCGGCUUUGCCAUUAUCAGCGCCCUGUUGGCCCAGCUCAACGACGGCCUUGGCAAGGGCCGGUUUGAGCUGCGGACUGGCUGCGAGGUAACCAGGCUCCUGACCCCGUCCGAGGGACCCCGCCGCGUGGGCGGCGUCGAGUUCUCGUGCGCCGCCGCCGACGGCGACGGCGACAGCAAAAGCAGCGGCAGCAGCACCGCCGAGGCCGCCGGCCCCGUCGUCUUCGCGACGGGCGGGUUCGCGGGGGAUGCGGGAGGGCUGCUGGCGCGGCACCGGCCGGACCUGGGCCCGCUGCCGUCGACCAACGACGCGGCGGCGGCCGUCGGGCUCGCCGUGCUGGCGCGCGACGCGGCCGCGGCCAUGGUGGACAUGGACAGCGUCCAGGUGCACCCGACGGGCUUCGUCGACCCCGCGCGCCCGGCGGCGCCCGUCAAGAUCCUGGCCGCCGAGCUGCUGCGCGGCGAGGGCGGCAUCCUGCUCCGGGGCGGGGCGCGCUUCGUCAACGAGAUGGAGACGCGCGAGCACGUCAGCGCCGCCGUCAUGGCAGCCCCGGCUGCCGUGGACGAGCGGGCGGCGGCCGCGGACGGGGGAGAGGCGCCGCCGAGGCAGUGGGACGUGCAGCUGCUGCUGGACCCGGGCGCGUGCGAGGCCUCGGCCAGCCAUAUCGGCUUCUACGUGUUUAAAGGGCUGAUGAGGAAGCAAAAGGUGCGGGACCUCGACGAAGCCACGCGCCGGGCCGUCCGCGACUACGGCGACGUCGUGGCCGGGCGGAAGGCCGACCCGUUCGGGCGGACCGCGUUUGGGCACUGGAGGCUCGGGGCGGGCGGCGAGGGGGAGAGCGAUUACGAGGACGCCGAGGUGUGCGUCGGGAGGGUCACGCCCAUCACGCACUUCACCAUGGGCGGAGCGGCCAUCAACGACAGGGCGCAGGUGCUCGGGGCCGCCGGGGCGCCCGUCGAGGGCCUCUGGGCCGCCGGCGAGGUCACGGGCGGGCUACACGGGGACAACCGGCUGGGAGGGUCGUCGCUGCUGGAGUGUGUGGUAUUUGGACGCGUCGCCGGCGAGGAGGCGGCUCGCUAUGUGCAGUCUAUCUAGGAGGGACGUUAGAUUUAUAGCAGAAGCUUGAGAUGAUACCUGACCGAAGUACCCUGCCUUCUUUUACUGGCUGCCAUCCUGUAUUUGCUGCACACCCUGCA